GUCGGCUUUCCCCGCACAUCGUCCAGCAUCAUGACCGCUUCUUCCGCUACCGCUCUGAAUGUCGUCGUCUCUGGCGCCGCUGGCCAAGUGGCUUAUGCGUUCCUUCCCUUGCUCUGCAGCGGCCGCGUCCUCGGCCCAAACCAACGCAUCCACUUGCGUCUGUUGGAUAUUCCACAAUCUCUCGAAGUCUUGGGCGGUGUCGUGAUGGAACUCAACGACUGCGCCUUCCACCUCGUCGACGACAUUGUGCCCACGACGGACCUUGAAACUGCUUUCGAAAACGCCGACAUUGCGAUUCUCCUUGGUGGAUUUCCUCGCAAGCAAGGCAUGGAACGCAAGGAAUUGAUUUCAAAGAACGGUUCCAUCUUCAAGGCGCAAGGCGAAGCCCUCGAACUGUACGCCCGCCGAUCGGUCAAGGUCUUGGUGGUGGCCAACCCGGCCAACACCAACUGUUUGAUCGCAAUGAAGCAUGCCCCGAGCAUCCCCACGGAGAACUUUUCUGCGUUGACUCGUCUGGACCACGAACGCAUGCGCUCGCUCUUGGUCAAGAAGAUUCAAUCGUACCCAGAACACAAGCACGUGUCGUCCAAGGACGUGAGGAACUGUGUGAUUUGGGGCAAUCAUUCCAACACCCAAGUACCGGAUGCCGCGCACGUGGUCAUUCAAUCGGCGGACGGGUCGGUGGCGCCGCUGGCCGACUUACUGCAAGACUCGGACUGGAUCGACUCGUCGUUGCGGCCGUUGGUGCAAAACCGAGGUGCGGCCAUCAUAAAAGCACGCAAGUUGUCGAGUGCGAUGUCGGUGGGCGCGGCCAUUGCCGGCCACAUGAACGACUGGCUGUUUGGGUCGUCGGAAUUGGUGUCGAUGGCAAUCUUGUCGACCGGGAACAAGUAUGGCGUCCCUGACGACUUGAUCUAUUCCUUCCCAGUCAAGUGCCUGGGCCAUGGCGAAUAUCAAGUCGCAAAUGUGGCCGUGUCGCCCGCGAUUGCUAAGUUGAUGCAAGUGUCAACGGACGAGCUCCAAGGCGAAAAGGUUGAAGCGUUUUCUCAAGUGGACAACAGCCACGUUUAAACGUUGGAUUUAUCCGUACUAGUAGUACUACUAGUGGUGCAUUGGAGAAUACGUAAAUAAUAUAUAUUUGAUUUGAUGGUA
This is a messenger RNA of Aphanomyces astaci, 1152 nucleotides long. RefSeq lists its product as hypothetical. The transcript has 8 exons. Gene Ontology annotation, biological process: malate metabolic process; tricarboxylic acid cycle; oxaloacetate metabolic process. Gene Ontology annotation, molecular function: L-malate dehydrogenase (NAD+) activity. The coding region runs from base 31 to 1071 and encodes 346 amino acids. The record is from RefSeq and is a predicted model, not a curated record. NCBI's taxonomy places the organism in Eukaryota, Oomycota, Saprolegniomycetes, Saprolegniales, Verrucalvaceae.